ACAGUAUAAAAACUCUCACUGGGUAACAACAAGACACUUGCUCUUUCUGCAGGAGUUAAGGUCUGUUUCAACCAUGUUGGUUUUCUCUUGGUCUCUUGUGACUCUGCUGCUGGUGGCCUCUUCCUGGGCCAAGGAAGAGGUUUCUACCACUGAGGAGGACACAUCCAGGGAGCUUUCUGUUGGUGAGCUGCUGGAAAGAGCCAACAGAGCUCGAACCCCUGACUUUGAUGAACCCGCCCUGAUCGGAGGAGACAUUGCUAUCAAGUCGGAGGCCGACAGAAACGCUGACCCCUGCACCUCCAGAGGUUGCCUGUGGCAAAAGUGGAGUGACGGGAAAGUCUACAUUCCCUACUUCAUUGCCAACCACUACUCCUCUCGUGAGAUUUCCAUCAUCACUCGUGGACUGGAGUCUUUCUCUGCCGUUUCCUGCAUCCGUUUCAGACCCUACCAGAAUGGUGAUUAUGAGUGGCUGAGCAUCGAGUCCAGGAGCGGCUGCUAUUCAUAUGUGGGUCGUCAGGGUGGUGGUCAGACUGUGUCUCUGGACCGUCAGGGGUGUCUAUACCACAGCACCGUCCAGCAUGAGCUGCUCCAUGCCCUGGGCUUCAACCAUGAACAGACCCGCUCUGACAGGGACAACCACAUCAGGGUGUACUGGGAAAACAUCAUUGAUGGCAUGGCAUACAACUUCGAUAAGAUUAACACUCUGAACCAGGGAACUCCUUAUGACUACAACUCUGUCAUGCAGUAUGAGAGGUAUGCCUUCUCCAAGAACAACCGUCCCACUAUGGUGCCCAUUCCUGACAGCAAUGUAUCAUUUGGCCAGGCAACCCAGAUGAGCAGGAAUGACAUUGAUAGGCUUAACAGGCUGUACAAUUGCUAAACUGCACUUGACCCUGAUGACUUCAGAGCAAGGGAAUAAGAUGAGGAUUUUGAGUGAAUAGCAGUUUGGUUUGUCCUGUAAAAAUAAAUUUGAACCUUUCAAAGCAUUAAAAGCUGA
Molecule: messenger RNA, 997 nt
Organism: Acanthopagrus latus (yellowfin seabream)
Lineage: Eukaryota; Metazoa; Chordata; Actinopteri; Spariformes; Sparidae
Product: high choriolytic enzyme 1-like
Exons: 10
Coding region: 74-880 (268 amino acids)
Biological process (GO): proteolysis
Molecular function (GO): zinc ion binding; metalloendopeptidase activity
Source: RefSeq, a predicted model, not a curated record